Molecule: messenger RNA, 1209 nt
Organism: Abrus precatorius (Indian licorice)
Lineage: Eukaryota; Viridiplantae; Streptophyta; Magnoliopsida; Fabales; Fabaceae
Product: cinnamoyl-CoA reductase 1-like
Exons: 6
Coding region: 88-1065 (325 amino acids)
Molecular function (GO): oxidoreductase activity, acting on the CH-OH group of donors, NAD or NADP as acceptor
Source: RefSeq, a predicted model, not a curated record
AUGUGUUGGCAACACUGGCUCACAGCCCCAGGCAUUUGAGUAAGCAGAGCAGAAGAGUGAAGAAAGAACAAGAAGCUGUGAUAAACAAUGAGCAGCGGCGCUGGAAAGGUAGUGUGUGUGACCGGUGCUUCCGGUUACAUCGCUUCGUGGAUCGUCAAAUUUCUUCUCCAUCGCGGUUACACUGUCAGGGCCACUGUUCGCGACCCAAGCGAUUCCAGAAAGAUAAACCACUUGGUUGCCCUUGACGGUGCUAAAGAGAGACUGCACCUGUUCAAGGCAAAUCUCCUCGAAGAAGGAUCCUUUGACUCUGUCGUUCAAGGUUGUCAUGCUGUGUUUCACACUGCUUCUCCCUUUUACCAUGAUGUCAAGGACCCCCAGGCUGAAUUGUUAGAUCCUGCUGUAAAGGGAACUCUCAAUGUCCUGAAAUCGUGCGUGAACUUGCCGUCUCUGAAACGCGUCGUUUUAACCUCUUCUAUUGCCGCUGUUGCAUAUAACUCUAGGCCUCGAACUCCCGAUGUAGUAGUUGACGAGACUUGGUUUUCCGAUCCAGAUUUCCUUAGGCAAUCCCAGCUGUGGUAUGCGCUUUCAAAGACUUUGGCUGAGGAUGCUGCCUGGAAAUUCGUAAAAGAAAACAACAUUGACAUGGUAACUAUUAACCCAGCAAUGGUGAUAGGGCCUCUCUUGCAACCGGUCCUUAACACAAGUGCUGCUUCAAUUUUAAACCUAGUUAAUGGUGCACAAACAUUUUCAAAUGCAACUUUUGGAUGGAUCAAUGUGAAAGAUGUUGCAAAUGCCCAUAUUCAAGCAUAUGAGAAUACUUCAGCUAAUGGAAGAUAUUGUUUGGUUGAGAGAGUGGUGCACUACUCAGAAAUUGUGAAGAUUUUACGUGAUUUGUACCCGACAUUACAGCUUCCAGAGAAGUGUGCGGAUGAUAAGCCAUAUAUACCAACAUAUCAGGUUUCCAAAGAAAAGGCAAAGAGCUUGGGAAUUGAAUUUAUUCCUCUGGAAGAGAGCGUCAAGGAGACUGUGGAAAGCUUGAAAGAAAAGAAGUUUACCAACUUUUAAUAUGUGGUAUCUACCUGAGGAGAAAACGCUAUUAAACGUGAGCCUUGUUUCGUUGGUGUGGUGACUUGGUUUCUGAUGCUUACUCUUAUCAAAAUUACUGUUAAAUUAAAUAAGACCUUCAAAUAAGUCAUGGUUUGGUUUGUG